Messenger RNA from Entamoeba invadens IP1, 1122 nucleotides. RefSeq lists its product as hypothetical. Bases 1 to 1122 code for a protein of 373 amino acids. The transcript is spliced from 2 exons. Gene Ontology annotation, cellular component: nucleus. Gene Ontology annotation, biological process: regulation of RNA splicing. The record is from RefSeq and is a predicted model, not a curated record. Gene Ontology annotation, molecular function: mRNA binding. Lineage: Eukaryota; Evosea; Mastigamoebida; Endamoebidae.
AUGAGUGAGAGUUGUUGUGUCUUUUUGGCUUUCCAAGAAAAAACUUCGAGUAUUAUUUGCGAUGAUAUCUACGACGCGAUGGUGACAUUUGGCCCCAUCAAUCGAAUAAUUCGAAUGAACUCAAACUCUUCGGAACAGGUCCAAUCGUUGGUCGAGUUCACAGACAGAAUGACGUGCGAAAAAGCAAUUGAGUACUUGAAGGUCAACCCUCUUCCUGUCCUCAAGUGUACUGUACGCGCUGAAAUUGGUAAUGCGACACGUUUGAAUAUACAUACCGAUACAGCACAUGCUAGAGACUAUACAACCAAUCCUCGGUACCCGAGUGAACCCAAAACGGCAUCAAGGCAAUCGACCAAUCGAAAUAUUAAUAUGGAAGAGUAUAAAACGAAAGUACUUAUGGUGCAUGACUUGCCAAAAAAUCUUGUACCUGAGACUGCAUAUCAUUUGUACAACAUGUUUUCUCUUUUUGGCAGUAUAUCGAAAGUGAAUGUUCUCUCAUCGAAAGACACUGCUAUGGUCGAGUUUGAGACAUAUCAACAAGCUCAUAAAGCACUGGAGAUACUCGAAGAAGUGAAAUUCUUUGGGUCAAUUCUUAAGAUGAAACAUAGUAAGAAUGAUAAUGUUGCUGCACCUUCAGGAACGUGGUGUAAGGUUUUUAAGGUGACUGCACCGUUCAUGGAGUCGACUCCACCGUCUGUCUUUGUGAGGUUUGUAGGGUUACACCCGAUCAUAGCACUCUCCCCGAAUUUAAUAUUCGCGAUAUGUCAUUACUUUGAUCAUUACGCAGCACCUCGCCCAGUAGAUGCUUUCUUUGAUACUCAAACAACGGGUGUCUUUGCAUUCAAAAGUACUAAUGAAGCCAUUAUGGCGAUAUGCAUCUUGAACCACAAGAAAGAAAAUGGCACGGAACUGUUACUCUCAUUUGUCGCUUCUCCACCAAAUGUGGCAAGAGAAAAUGUCCGAGUGAUGAACCAGGGCUUGAUAACGCCGGUAGGACAACCUAUGCCACCACCCCCUCAGCCCCCUCAACAAAUGUUUUACCAAAACCCUCCACAACAACAAUACAAGUACGACGAUAAAGGAAGAGAUGGGUAUCAGUAUCACAAUAAUUAUAAAGCUUAA